Molecule: messenger RNA, 2652 nt
Organism: Danio rerio (zebrafish)
Lineage: Eukaryota; Metazoa; Chordata; Actinopteri; Cypriniformes; Danionidae
Gene: alox5a
Product: arachidonate 5-lipoxygenase a
Biological process (GO): lipid oxidation
Cellular component (GO): cytoplasm
Molecular function (GO): metal ion binding; oxidoreductase activity; oxidoreductase activity, acting on single donors with incorporation of molecular oxygen, incorporation of two atoms of oxygen
Source: RefSeq, marked validated
UCUCCAGCUUGAAAAUGCCCAGCUACACGGUGACUGUUGCCACUGGCACUCAGUGGUUUGCUGGCACCGAUGAUUAUAUUUAUCUGACUCUGGUGGGCUCUGAGGGCUGCAGUGACAGGACCCUGCUGGAUAAACCCCUCUACAACGACUUCGAGAGAGGAGCGGUGGACUCAUAUGACAUCAGCGUAGGAGAGGAUCUUGGUGAAAUUCAGCUGGUUAAAAUUGAAAAGAAGAAAUACUGGAUGCACGACGACUGGUACUGUAAAUACAUCACGGUGAAGACACCCUAUGGAGAUUAUGUGGAGUUCCCCUGCUUCCGCUGGUUGGUUGAUGACAAAGAGGUGAUCCUCAGAGAUGGCAGGGCUCGAUUGCCACAGCACGACAAGACCGGAGUGGCGAAACAGCACAGGCGCAAAGAACUGGAACAGAGACAGAAGACAUACAGAUGGAAAGAAUGGCAUCCUGGCUUCCCGAUGAGUAUCGACUGCAAAGCCCAUAAAGAGCUUCCACGGGACAUUCAGUUUGACAGCGAGAAAGGAGUGGACUUUGUGCUUAACUACAGCAAAGCGAUCGAGAAUCUGUAUGUGAACCAGUUCAUGCACAUGUUCCAGUCCUCAUGGGGAGAUUUCGCAGACUUUGAGCGGAUAUUUGUGAGAAUUAAGAACACAAUAUCAGAAUAUGUGAUGGAGCACUGGAAAGAAGACUUCAUGUUUGGAUAUCAAUACUUAAACGGCUGUAAUCCAGUGGUCAUCAAAAAAUGCACUGAAAUUCCUGACAAGUUUCCAGUCACACAUAACAUUGUGGAAGACAGUCUGGAGAGGGGUCUCACACUGGAAGAGGAGCUCAAGGAAGGAAACAUCUUUAUUGCUGACUAUGAGAUAAUGGAUGGUGUCACCGCCAAUUCUACAGACCCUUGCACCCUUCAGUACUUGGCGGCACCCAUGUGUCUGCUAUAUAAGAACAGUCAGAACAAAAUAAUGCCGAUUGCCAUCCAGCUGCAUCAGAAACCAGGAGAGGACAAUCCCAUCUUCCUUCCCAGUGACGAUGAGUAUGACUGGUUGCUGGCCAAAAUCUGGGUGAGAUCUUCAGACUUUCACGUCCAUCAGACAGUCACUCAUCUCCUCAGGACGCAUCUGAUUUCUGAGGUCUUUGGCAUAGCCAUGUUCAGACAGCUGCCUGCAGUUCAUCCUGUUUUUAAGCUGCUGUUACCACACAUCCGUUUCACCAUUGCCAUUAACACCAAGGCUCGUGAGCAGCUCAUCUGUGAGUGUGGACUCUUUGACAAGGCUAAUGGGACAGGUGGAGGUGGACACAUAGAACUUGUCCAGAGGUCCAUGAAGGUCUUCACGUACAAGUCCUUGUGUUUCCCAGAGAAUAUAAAAGCACGAGGCAUGGACAGCCAGGAGGAACUGCCAUACUACUUCUACAGAGAUGAUGGCUGCGCGGUCUGGGAGACUGUGAAAAGUUUUGUGUCCGAUGUUGUUGACAUCUACUAUGACAAAGAUGAAACGGUGCAGGAGGAUGAAGAGAUCCAGGCGUUUGUCAAAGAUGUUUGCAGCUUUGGAAUGCAGGAUUUGGACCAUUGUGAAUUUCCCAAGAGUUUGCAAACCAAAGAGGAACUGGUGGAGUAUCUAACUGUCGUCAUCUUUACUGCCUCUGCACAACACGCUGCAGUAAACUUUGGCCAGUAUGACUGGUGUUCAUGGAUCCCAAACUCCCCACCAACCAUGCGGAAACCUCCUCCUAUGAAGAAAGGCGAGGUGGACUUACAGUAUAUAGUGGAGAGUCUGCCUGACCGAGGACGCUCCUGUUGGCAUCUGGGAGCUGUUUGGGCCCUCAGUCAGUUUCAAGAAAAUGAGUUGUUCCUAGGCAUGUAUCCAGAUGAACACUUUAUUGAGAAACCGGUGAAAGAGGUCAUGGUGAAAUUUGGCAAGAAACUUGCAGAAGUGAGCAAAACCAUCAAGAAUCGAAAUGAGGGAAAGAAGCUGCCUUACUACUAUCUGUCUCCAGACAGAAUCCCAAACAGUGUGGCUGUGUAAUUCACCACUCUCAUCAAACCAGAAGUGCUACACUGAUAGUAGCAAGUGUUUAUGGGUUUAAAAAACAACAACAUCAAUUUUAUAUUAGAAUGAUUAGCCCUCCUGAUUUAUUAGACCCCUGUAUAUUUUCCCUGAUUUCUGUCUAACACAAAGAAGGUGUUUUCAACACAUUUCUAAACAUGAUAGUUUUAAUAACUGAUUUAUUUUAUCUUUGCCAUGAUUAAAGCAAAGUCCCUUUAAGGCAAGUCAUUUCACUUGGCGGCUAUCUUUGAAACAGCACUCGUGCAGUAGGCAUGGGCAUUCUGUUUAAAUGGGAAAACAUCAAAUUCUUCAAAAUUGCUUGCCAAGCUUACGUUUGAAUUUCAUGUUAGGACUCAUCAUUAAAAUUAAACAACAUGGUUCUCUUUAGUUUCACUUCUAAACGUCCAAAUCACACAAAAUCUGCAGAAACUCACGUCUGGUCCAAGCCCAUCCCCUGGAGUAUCGUCAGUCUUUAGCAAUCAAUGAUGGGCUCCUGUACUAGGAGGCUGGCUUUAUUCGCGAUAUAGCGAUCAAUGAUUGGCUCCUGUACUAGAAGGCGGGCUUUAUUCGCCAUAUAGCGAUUGAUGGUUGG